AUGUCUGAUUCAAGCAAAAGCAAGGCGCCUAGGCGAGAAGAAGCAGAACGAGAGCCCCAACCACAACCGCCACGACGACGAAGAGCCGAGUAUCCAUACCCACCAGCAGCAGCAGCUCCUCCUCAUUAUCAUCCUAUGCAGGUUCAGCAUCCACCUCCUCACGCUUUCCGUGGUCCUCCAGGAAUGGAAGACUACCAUCGGGAUCAUCAUCGCCGCCAUCCUCCUCCUCAUCACCAUCACCCGUAUCACCCUCAUCACCAUCAUCCCCAUCACCGACAUCCUCCUUAUCCGCCUCAUCAUCCAGGAGCCACAGCUGUCACCCCAGAGACAAGCCAACUGAUGCCUCAACAAGAAAGUCCUUCUUCCAGCGCCAAGCGAAGAGCCUUUCCCAGAAGUGGCCCUUCCCCGCCCAAGCGUCCUCGACACGUGUUAACUUUUCAACUGACCAAUGCAAACGAUCAACCGGGCAUAGUGGCGGGCAUCUGA
Molecule: messenger RNA, 486 nt
Organism: Seminavis robusta
Lineage: Eukaryota; Bacillariophyta; Bacillariophyceae; Naviculales; Naviculaceae
Source: the annotation of a GenBank genome assembly